GACGAUGCACCUUGACCCCCACUGUCCCAGUAACUGAGUAAGCUUCUUCCGUAGAUCUACUUGCCACAGUAAAAGAGACAGAAGCCAUUCGUAUUAUGUACUGUUAUGCCAAAAAGCGACAAGAAAUGUUUCUGCUCAGGCUCAGCGCUUCAGUUCCAAAGUCGUUUCGAAGAGAGAACGUCGAUCUCCGAAGCUCAUCUUAUGGUGUGAAAGGACUAUCACUGAGCCGCGAUGCAACCCUUUCAAGGUUCCGGGGCCACCAGUAAUCUAGGGAGAAGGAAGGCUAGCGAUAGCAGCUGGGCUGGCAAAGACGCAGAGUGCAACGCAAUCUUUCCAGGUCGACAUGGCGGGGAACCAUACGACGAUGCUGUUGAUGACGCCAAAGAACGGCUAUUGCCACAAUCAUUGCCAAUACCACCACACCAAGAAGAGGUAGCCCGACAGCUUACACAGAGGCAAGACAAGAGGAGAAGUGUCUGUGUCGAUCAGCAAACCACGCACCUGGAAAGGUUGUUCCGGAAGUGUGAUCAGUCCUGGGAUAAAGUACUUCUUCACGUUGUGGCCCAUAUGCUGCGCACUGAUAGUACAGAUCUGAAGUUUGCGCUGAACGUGUUGCUUCAUACACAUUUGGCUAACACUAGUGCCGUUGGUGAGAACAACAACACAGCUUUACACUGGGCAGCCAGAGAAGGAAAUCUGGGAGUUGCAGAGAUACUUCUACGGGCUGGCGCUAAGACUACUGCCAGGAAUAAUGACGGAGAUAUUCCAGUGGUACUAGCGUUAAGCAACCGCCAUGAUGCUGUUGCUGCUAAGAUAUUGGAAUCCAUGAAACCAGCAGAUGUUCGCAAUGUAUUUCAAGCUCAUGACCACAAAGACUGUGAUUUUAGUUUCCAUGACCUUGUCGAACAUAAAGGAAUGAAGGAGAGUUUGACGCGCGCACUUGACAGUAUGAUGGAGAGGUCACAUACCCAACCUGAUACAGUCACAGUCUACCUGCAAAUCCUUGAUGGUGACAGGAAUGGCAGAGCCCCAGAUAAUCACCGCUUCGAUGGCAAUCGCACAAUCCUCCAGCUAAUUGCUAAAGGUGAAAACAAGGAUGCUGUAUGCCAUGAUGUUGUCAGGCUGCUUAUCUGGUACAAGUGGAAGAAGUUUGUAGCUAAAAGAUACUGGUCGCAAGCUGCUAUUUUUGUCCUGUACGUUAUUGCCAUGUCAAUGGCACUAAUAUUUGCUGGCGGUGCAGAUGAUCCGAACCAAUAUCGAUCUGGACUGGACAUUUUCCGCGGAGUUUGUGAAGUUCUUGCCAUACUGUUCUGCCUCUAUGGUCUUGUGGAACAAGUGCAUAACAUGUACAAGUACAGAAGUGACUACUUUGAAGACCUGUACAACUAUGCUGACUUAGCAUCCUUCUUUAUGCUGCUGGUGAUAAUCCCACUACGCUAUGCAGACUCUAGUUCACAAUGGACUGUGGCGUCAUUUGCCUACAUUACGACCUGUCUGCGCUUCUUCAAGUACACAUGUGCAUUUCGGGAAAUUGGUGCGUAUACACAGAUCAUGGUUCAAAUCGUUCGCUUUGCAAUCUUGCGCUUCAUUGUCGUCUUCUGCAUAUUCCUUGUGACGUUUUCUGGAUCUUUCUACCUGGCCCUUCGAGGAGAAGAGGACGAGAUGUUCAGCCUGAAGGAGAAUAGGACGCUGACCAUCUCUGAUCUUGAUAAACCUGAGUACUAUCAUGCUAGGUCCUAUCCGGAGAUACUGCUAACUGGAAUGCGCAUCCUGAUUGAAAGAGGGCCCAUUCUUGAUUAUUAUGGGAAGUCAAGCAAGCUUGGAUGGCUUGGUAUUGUGCUGAUAGUAUUCUUCAUGUUCAUCGUCAUCGUAGUUUUGCUGAGUAUCCUCGUUGCGCAACUGACUGAUACCUAUCGGAGUGUGCAGAGUGAUGCUCAGAAAGAAGUUGACUUGAAUCGUGCAUACAUUGCUGGUGAGAUGGAGAAGAACGGCUUAUUGCGUAAGGAUCUACUUGCCAGGAAUUACGAACCAUCCAUCAAUGUCCGUGAUCCAGCAGUCGCUAAACACUGGGAGAGUUCACAAACAAAUGAAAAUCGGCAGCUACAGACUAUCAGUAAUCGGCUGGAACAGUGUGACAAUUCUCUGUUAUCAGUGGAGCAGAAUCAGUCAUCUCAAAACAAACUCUUGAAAGAUUUGAACACUCGGGUGGAGAAGCUACUUAAAGAAGUAAAGGACAGCAGGAGAAAGCAGCAAUGCAGUUGUCAGGAGAGAAAGGGACAUGCUACUGACACUGAUCAGUCUGACAGUAGUCGCUCAUCAUCAGAUGUCUCAGAGACAGACAAAGCUCGCAGUCCUCUGGGAGUGAAGAGUGAGGAUGUUCAAUAUGAUCAACAAGGUGGUGGUGCUCAGAUGAACUAUGAAGUAUCAAGUGCAAGUGCCCAAAUUUCGCCCGCUGCUCCAGUGCCCGUUGCAAUGUCUUAUGAUACAGACGUAUCUGCAAUUCUUCCGGAGUAUGCGGCCCAACAUUCGAUCCCUUCAACAAAGAAGUUUAAAAGACGUGGUUCAGCGCCAUCACAUCAUUCUACUCCUGUCUCCGUAGGUGAUUCUGGGAGGAGGUGGCACUCAACCACACAGCAUCCAUUUCGCUCAAAGCGCUAGAGCAAUUCUCCCAGAUAGGAGAGAUCAUGUGCUAGGUCUCCACUUCAAGUCUCCGCAGCAUGAGACAGUCCAGCAGCAUCAGACAGUCCAGCAGCAUCAGACAGUCCAGCAGCAUGAGACAGUCUCCGCAGCAUGAGACAGUCCAGCAGCAUGAGACAGUCCAGCAGCAUCAGACAGUCCAGCAGCAUGAGACAGUCCAGCAGCAUGAGACAGUCCAGCAGCAUGAGACAGUCCAGCAGCAUGAGACAGUCCAGGGAGAAGAAAUUAGCCAACUUUGAAUACUGCGGCCCAACGAUGAACUUGCACUUUUCCACCCCAUCCACAGUGCUGUUUUCUCAGCAUUUUUGUAUGAUUACUGCCAACUUCAAAGUAUUCUUUUUAAAAGUCCUUUGUGGCCCAUAUCAAACUUCUGAUACAUUUAACAAAAUCCGCAGAGCUCCCAAAUAUCUUGCUGUCCUUGCUGUGUCACAGUGCAUUGUCAAUGAACAUUAAAAGAGUUAAAAGUAAUCGUGCUCACUCGUGCAUGUAAGCGUGAAUGCAGUUACAUUGUUAUCAAAGCACAUAGUCGUGCUGGACUAUCGAAGGCUUGUUGCUGGAGUGCUGCCCCCUUUUUGAUCUUUUUCUCCUUAGUUUUAUGACCGAUAAGUAGGCCAUAUCCAAUUCUCUAAAUUCAAUCCAAUUACAGUAUAUUCCCUUGCAAGAUGUUGCAAGUCCUAGCUAUGACAACGAAGCCAUGCACAUUUCAUCUUUAUCUACUAGUAUCCAUCUAGUUUGCAAAGAUAUAAUCAAUUUCUUUCCAUUUGCAAUCAAGUCAAUCAUGGCAAUACUUGAGUACUAGUACGCUACCCCUCCCUCACCCCUCCAGCAGAUACGUAGGAAGUAAGCCAAGUGUAGCGUUGGCAAGCUGGUAACGCACACAGCUGCAGCGUGAAUCACUUUCAAUGUAUUGGUCACGCGUGUUACACGGUACCCGUACCCGCACUUGCAACGCUGUACCGUUGUCACAUGCUUGCAGAUCCAUGACAUGGAUAGUAACUAGUCUCACUGCGUUCAAUGUUUCAUAUUAACCUUAGAAGUACUAGUCUAGACCUUUUGCUGCACUUUCAACCGCCUUUCAUUUACGCCCCAUUGCCCACAUCGCAUUCAGCUCUUCUUCUGCGUGGAAUCAAAUGGCAUUCCUUGUGCAAUGACUGUAGCCAACACAUCUACUUUGACCUUUCUUCUUCUCUCUGCUGAGCUUUGCCGUGACCAUUGCUGUUGCAGCACUUAUGCUGUCUGUCUAUAAAAGCUGCUGUUCACAAUUCUCCACACUUCAGUUAGAAACGUCAGUUAGAGUUACACUACAGUAAGAUUUCGAGUCAGAGUUAAAGUUUACAAUGUAGUCUUUA
Sycon ciliatum is the source of this 4046-nucleotide messenger RNA. RefSeq names its product transient receptor potential cation channel subfamily A member 1-like. Gene Ontology annotation, molecular function: calcium channel activity; protein binding. The record is from RefSeq and is a predicted model, not a curated record. Lineage: Eukaryota; Metazoa; Porifera; Calcarea; Leucosolenida; Sycettidae. The transcript has 16 exons. Gene Ontology annotation, biological process: calcium ion import across plasma membrane. Gene Ontology annotation, cellular component: plasma membrane. Bases 232 to 2658 code for a protein of 808 amino acids.